Messenger RNA from Xyrichtys novacula (pearly razorfish), 14857 nucleotides. NCBI's taxonomy places the organism in Eukaryota, Metazoa, Chordata, Actinopteri, Labriformes, Labridae. The record is from the annotation of a GenBank genome assembly.
GACUGUUUCACUGCGGGACGUGAACAUAGCAUGACACAACAACGAAGAUGGCGUGUUGUGGGAACUGUUUUUGUUGCCAAUGUUGCUGCAGAGAAGGAGAAACACGGACACCAGAGGAACUGGUAAAUUGUCUUAAAUAUGUGGUUAAGUGGGAACAUAUUGAGGACUUUAUCUUGAGUCAUGCUUUCUCAGAUUAACCUCUUACCUUCUCUCAGUGUCCUGCUCUAGUUUGCUUACUCCACCCUGCUCACUCUCUCCACUCAGUGUUGUAUCUUUUGCAAACAAACCACAAUAACCUUCAGUUAAAUUCAAUGCAUAAUUGAUAACGAGGCUAAAACAGGCAAGUACUUUUAGUGUAACUUUGCUUAAGAUGGAAAUCACUUGCUGUUUUUCUUUAUGCUGAUGGGGUUCUGGACUGUAGACUAAUCUCCAUUUAUAAAUCUAACAAGUUAAAGCCUUUCUUGUUUUUAUUAGAUCUACUUUUCACCUCUUUAUAGGAUUUUUACUGUAAUGUUUUUAUCAAAGUCUCUUCUUUCAUUCGGUGUGCAAAUUGUACACCAGUUACCUUUUUACAGUAGAAAUCCACACCUCUAAUUUAUGACAAGACCCUAUAAAUCCAUCUAACUAACCUUGAGUUUAAUCCAAGUAUGAUAUUGUUUGGCGGAUUAUUUGAAAUCGAAUUAACCUUAAUUAACAAAUUGUGGCCUUAAGCUAUGUAAACUUGUGCUCUGAAAAGCUGUAUUCUUUUUUGUAAAGCAUUUUUUACUGCACAGAUUUAUGAAUGGAGAAGAUAAGGUGUGUUGUUUUGUUAUUACAGAUAAGAUUAGGAUAUGAAUCAGCAUUUAGGUCUAAAUUUAUUGUGUGGCCUUGUUUCUAAAAAAACUUGUCUCUGCUAUGACUUGUGUGUUGCAAUAAUAUUCUUCCUGUUUUUUCUACAAGACAAUUCUUGGGGAAAUUAGAGAAGAAGAAGAUGAAAUCCUGCCCAGGAAAGACUAUGAGGUGAGGAACUUUUUAGGGUUGAAAUCUGUUAUUUAGAGACAGUGCUUUGAGCCUGUGUUGCUGUUUACAUGCUGUCCCUGGUGCACGUGUUAGUCUGUGGUUAUCUGACCUUGGUCUUAAUCUCACACUGUUUAUUUUGGCUUCUGCAGAGUUUGGAUUAUGACCGCUGCAUCAACGAGCCCUAUGUUGAGGUCCUGGAGGGGAUGGACAACAAAGUAAGGGGAAAUAUAUUGAGUCUCGUGCUGAGGAUGAUUGGUUAUUAUUUUUUAUUGUGUGGCUGGUUUGAGUUUUGACAAAAAAAUAUGAAAAUCUUAAAGCCUCUUUGUUGGUCCUCAGCUGUUGUUUGGACAAACCAAACUUCUUUCUUGUACUUAAUCCAACUGCAGAAUAAGUAAUUUAAGUUUGUUAUGAGACAGAAGGAGGAUUAUUCAUUUUUUCAGAAAACUCUCUUUUACAUGCACAAGACAAGCUCAGAGAUAAGCUGCGUCACUUGGUUCACAGGAGGUGCCAAAAUCAACACAAACAAAGGAGCUUUAAAUAUCAUACCAUUGCUUAGUCCUGUUUAAAAAAAGCAAAUGUAGGCGCUCACAAGCGAAGGGGAAAGACACAAAGGGUGUUUUAAGUAGCAGGCUUUAUUCUGAUUCAAUUCAAGAACAUAAUCUUAGAGCAUGUGUAUUCAGCUUCAAUAUAAAAGUCAAAAUGGCCAAAAAAACCCCCCAAAAACCCAGCAACUUUCAUAGUAUUUUCAGCUCUUGAAGUCAGGUUCUCUAUCUGAACUUAAUUUUCUUUCACUAACAGAAAGCUGGAAAGUAUGAGGCUGUGCGGUGGCUGAUGGUGUUUGCUAUUGGAGUCACUGUGGGUCUGGUAGGUGCGAUUUGAAGUAUCUUGGUCAUCAUAACACAGAUCUUUAUAUGAGAAGCAUAUUUCAAAUGUUACUGAAGAUCUUUGUAGUCUCAUAUUUUUUCUUAUCGCUGCAAAUCUGCUGGUGUUUUUUGCCUCAGACGCUGUAAUUUUGAGCAAAUGUUUCCCCGUGUAUUGUCUAAAAACUUUAGCUAUUGUAUUCAAUAUUUUGAAUGGAAUUGAAUGUUGUUAGUUUUCUUUAUUUUCCAGAUGUUUGUUGAAUACACCAUCAUGUCGAGGCUGUUUUAUUGUAAUGUAAAAAUGACAGUUCAAUCAGUUCAUUUGAGUCUGAGUCUUCUUUGUGUCUCUUCGCUUCUCUUUCAGGUGGGCUUGUUUGUAGAUUUCUUUGUUCAUCUCUUCACAAAAAUCAAGUUUUCUCUGGUUGGUGACUGUAUCCUUUCACAUGCCUCUACAGUCCUUUGGAUAUAAAACAACUGAGAGAGCUCUCACAUCGGUAUUCAAUCAUCUUGGGUGGGGGUGCAGCUUCACAAAAUUAGAAACCCAAAAUUUAUUACUGUUGAUUCCUCCUUAACUAAGAGUCUUCAGCUAUAGAGAAGUGCAGCGAUAAAGGCUGCCUCGCUCUGUCUCUGCUGGAGCUCCUCUCCUUCAACAUGUUCUUUGUCUUUAUCGCCAGUGUGCUUGUCCUCAUCGAGGUAAGAUUUGCUUAUUUUUUCAUCUACAGCUUUAGUUAUUUUCUGCUGAUGUUGGUUUUCUGUUGCUCAGUUUGAUAUUUUCAUCAGAGGAUGUCUAAAAAAGUUAAGAUAAAAAGAAUUGUCCUCACACGGAAAAUUCAAACACAAACUUUGACACACACACAUUUUUUUCCCCCCUGAAGAAUAAAAAAAAAACCUGUUAAUAUGUUUACUCAACAGUGUUUGCCAUUAUUGUCACUUUACAGGUUUUGCAGCCUUGAAGUUAUUGACUUAUGAUUUAAUGUUACUCAAUUUUAAGAAAGACGGAAAGUUGUGUUUGUGAUUCUGUGCUGUGGUGUGAUGUGAUGAUGCUAACAUGCUGAUAUUUUGAUUUCUUGUUUUCAGCCUGUCGCUGCAGGUUCAGGAAUCCCAGAAAUCAAAAGUUACCUGAAUGGAGUGAAGAUUCCCGGAAUUGUCCGGCUACGAACUUUUCUCUGCAAAGCUGCAGGAGUUUUGUUCAGUGUGGCUGGAGGUGAUGAUAAAAUUCAACAACGGGCAUUUACAAAACUUAAUAUUGGCUGUUUUUUGAUGAAAUGUAACAAGACUGCACACUUGCAAAAAAAACGUGGCUUACAUUAUUCUUUAAAUCAAAAAUUUCGCAAAAUAUUAGGAAGUUUGCUUCUUGUACUUCAGAAAAAAACGCUGCCGUAUAUUUUUCUUAAUUAAAAAUAUAACUAAUCUCAGGAUUAUGAGAUACAUUUUUAACAAUUAAAAAAUAUUCCCUUUUGUACAAAUUGCUGAUAUAAUUAUCUCAUCAGAGAAAAUAAAUUCAGUUCUAAUCUUUGAAUACACAAAAGCAGAAAAUAUCUUGCUACUGUAAGUGCUGCACCAAAGCAGUGGUCAAAAGUACGCAGCUGUAUCGACUCGUUUACAGUAGAUAAGUGCAGUUUUGCAGUUUUUGUUUACGAGGCACUGGCUGUACUAAUGUAGUUUGGUAUUUUCUGCUGUGAACCCUCCCUUCUGCCGUUCCAGAGGGAAAUAUUGUACUUGUACACUGAGGGUAAUGCAUGAAAGAAAGUUGCACCAUCUCUGAACUACUAUAUGGACUGUCCUUUCUAUCUUCAGUUUCAUAUCAGGACAUGAUGAUGCAGAAAAAUACAGAUACAGUGACUCAGCAAACAGAUCAGUUAGUCACGUACAGAUAUUUUGAAGAAUCAGGAGCAUUGAGUUGGAGUUGUGUGUUUGUUGUGUGUCCUCUUAGGUCUGUUUGUGGGGAAAGAAGGUCCGAUGAUUCACAGUGGAGCCAUAGUGGGAGCUGGUCUUCCUCAGGUACACAGACACACACCUGAACGCAUGAGCUGAGAACAAGCAUGAGCACUUUUUAUGCUGAGACUGAAAUGUUGAUAAAAUGUAUCUCUUGUCUUAUGUGUUUUUUGGGGGAAGGUGAAAAAUAUGUGAAGUUACUUAGGAUUUUACUGCACUUGUCUGUCAAAUAUUGCAAGCAUUAUAAAAAGCAUUUUGAAAAUUAUCUUUCACCUUUAAAUUAAAUAAUACUCAGGCUGCAUGAGUCUCUUAAACCUAAUCAUCCAGAGUUCUGGUGGCUGAGUUUUCCACUUCAUUCACCUAAAAGAUACUAAAGGUUUCCAGAAAAAUUUGCAGAUUUAAUCAAAGUCAUGAUGUUAUUUCCACUUUGCUUCUGUUUGCAUCAUGCCUCUCCUAAAUGAGGAAUAGAAACUUUUUGUUUUUAUUGCAGUAAAAUCAGAUUUUUGUAGUAUAUUCUGAGCAGCUGCUUGGUUGGAAAUGAGUAGAAUUGCAUUUUAUAACAAACCAUACUGUUAAGCUGCUUUAGCUGAUGUAUUUGUCCCAUUUUGGCUUUUCUAUUUUUAGUUUCAGAGCAUCAGUUUCAAGAGGAUCAAGUUUGAUUUUCCGUACUUCCGCAGUGACAGGUAAAUCUGUUCCUUACUCUGUCCGAUUCAUUGAAGUCAACAUAUAAAAGCAAGUCUUUGUUGUUUUUCAGGGACAAGCGGGACUUUGUGUCGGCUGGUGCUGCAGCUGGAGUCGCUGCUGCCUUCGGUGCUCCUAUAGGAGGGACGCUCUUCAGUUUGGAGGAGGGCUCGUCUUUCUGGAACCAGGCGCUCACCUGGAAAGUGGUGAGUCAAGUCAUCAAGUCAGUGUAGACCAAGAGGGACACAAAACAAUCUGUUUUUUUUACUCUCCUGAAAAAGGAAAGUUUUGUGUUUGUCCAUUUUGACCAAUGUCGCACAAGAAGGGAUGAAUCUUUUUCCUGUCAGCUGGUUGUAGCAUGUCUAGCUUCACCCUGAAGAGUCAAAUUGAUUUGCUUGUGUCUCUCACGGAAGAGUGCCAAAUUAGUAGGACAACACGGAUCUGUUGUUUUGGUCCCAUAUUAAUCCAGUACUACUUGUCUGAGUCUGAGUCUGAAUCUUCUGUUUCAGCUCUUCUGCUCCAUGUCUGCCACUUUCACGUUAAACUUCUUCCGUUCUGGGAUCAACUUCAACAAGUGGGGCUCCUUCCAGCUGCCAGGUCUGCUCAACUUUGGAGAGUUUAAGGUAAGAAGUUGAUCACUGAGUUUGUUUUGUCUGAAAAUAUGAUUUGACUCAUUUUCAGUACAUUUCUUAUUGAUUGCUGAGUGUGUCUUACCAGUGUCCGGAUGGAGAUAAGAACUGCCACCUGUGGACGGUGGUGGACUUGGCUUUCUUCGUCCUGAUGGGGGUGGUGGGCGGCCUGCUGGGGGCACUGUUCAACUGCAUGAACAAGAGUUUGUCCAAAUACCGUAUAAAACACAUUCAUCCAAAGGCCAAGUUCAUCAGGUAAGAACUACCUCAUAAUAAACUUGUCUAAAGGUUUCAAAUCAAGAUUUUUGAAAGCAAAGCUGUGUCUCAGAUUUCCUUCUUUCUACUAAUGUAGAAGUUGAUCUGAUUCCUGCAUUUAUUCCAGAGUUCUGGAGAGUCUGCUGAUCACCAUGGUGACAUCAGUGGUGGUAUUUGCAGCGUCCCUGCUCUUGGGCGAAUGUCGUGAUCUGUCCAGCCCCACAAACCACAACUCCACAGUAAGCUAACUUUUUUUCUCCCCUCUGAGUAAAGAAGCUUAAAACAGAUUCAGACAGAUUUAAAAACAGACAGGUAAUCUGUUUUGGUGCAAAUGAGUGUGGCUUAUGUAAAUAGUUUUAUCUAAUAUGUUAACGCUCCCAGGUCAUAUAAAAUUGAAAAGUCUAAGGUUAUACUGCAGGCCUCACGGUUGCACUUAUCUCAUAUGAAAUGUUUUCUGUCAGCUGUCUGGCAGUGACGACAUCAACUCGACCAUCCGCCAGUUCUUCUGCACCAACAAGACCUACAACGACAUGGCUACGCUGUUCUUCAACCCUCAAGAGGCUGCUAUCCAUCAGCUUUUCCACCAAGACGGUGAGAAGAGAAAAACACAUUCUUCCUGAAAGCUUUUGCAACUUUACUUCUUUGUCCUGGGUCAUUGAGAUUAUGUCAUUGUUUUCUAUGUUUGGAAAAGAGAGUAAAAUGACUCAUGUGUCUGUGGAGUUUUUCCUAAAAAUUGCAACCUUCAGUUUCUUCGUUUUGGUGCCACCUUUACACUUUUCUCUUUUUCCCUCAGGAACCUUCAGCCCUGUCACGCUCUCUCUGUUCUUCCUGCUGUAUUUUCUGUUGGCGUGUUGGACAUAUGGUGUGUCUGUGCCCAGCGGUCUGUUCGUCCCCUCUCUGCUGUGUGGUGCUUCUUUUGGACGUCUGGUUGCCAACAUCCUGAAAGUGUAAGACUAAACCUCUCCAAAAGCACAUUUGAACAAAGUCUGUCUGUCACAGAUUCUCAAAAGCAGAUAAACAACAACCUUGAAACAGCUAUAUAUUUCAUGUAAAUAGGAGUUAAAUACUUUGUUAAAAGCAAAACAACAACAUAAAUUUGAGGCCAUCAAAAUGUUGAGGUUUUAUUUUUUAUAUGAUGCAGAAAAUAAUUCAGAAUUCUGGAGAAAAAUGUUAGUCGAGGGGUUUUUAGGUCCACUUUUUAACUUUAGACAGAGCCCAGCAAGCUAUGUAUCUCCCUCAGUUUCCAAGCCAGUGCAGAUGUGCCACUGUUUAGUCAGACAACAGUGGAUAUGUAGUAUUGACAAAUGAAAUCUCAGAUCUAACUCUUGAAGAAAGUUACAGAGCACCUAAUGUAAAAGGAAACAAAUUAAAGUGAAAGCUGCAGAAAGAGACUCUAAAACCCGAAAACAGACCACACUAAGUCAAUAGUGACAGUCUGGUAGUGUCUCUGCUGUUCCUGCAGGUUCUCAUGCAGCAUGCUGGAAUCUGCUGACAGGACCAUUUUCUUCUCCUGCUGUUACAACCAGCUUUGAGCUCCUCUCAGCUGACAGUAAUGACUGUUCGCAGUACAAACCUGCUAUGAAACACAACCGCACAGUCUCUUUGUUUUUCUAUUUUUAAUCUCAGCCCCCCUCUCAUCAAACACAGACUGAAUUAAUACUUCUAAAAUGUUUCUGUCCUCUAAUAGGAAACUGGGGAUGGACAUCUACUCAGGGACAUUCGCUCUCAUUGGAGCGGCCGCCUUCCUCGGGGGCGUGGUCAGAAUGACCAUCAGUCUGACGGUCAUCCUCAUCGAAUCAACCAAUGAAAUCACGUAUGGGCUGCCCAUCAUGAUCACUCUAAUGGUAAAGCUGCCGUUUGAUUCAUUUUGACAGUUUUUAGGGACAGCGGGGUACUCAAGUGGCUUGAGAGCAAAGCAAAUCAAAAAGACACCUGCUGUACGCUGUGGGGCAACAUCACACAGACAGGUUUGAUUAAUGUCUUUAGUGGUGUCUUAAAAAAACACUAUUUAAGCUCCUUUUAUGGCGGGGGUGGGGGUCUGGAUGUCCGGAUGUCCACCCCUGACAAUUUUUAGCAUCAGAAACUCUUAAUUUCGUACAUUCUGGUGAAUUUCUUUUGCAUCAUUUAGUUAAUUAUUCAUGGAUAAUUAUCAAAAAUGACUGCCAUUAAAUGACUGAGUCUGAUCUGAUAUUUGUCUCCUGGUCAUUUUAAAGGCUAGUAAUUAAAUCUAAAUCAUGUGAUAGAAUAAACUGUUUUAAUACUAAUAAUGAAGGCUAAAACUGAUUCUCAAACCUUGCAUGUCUGCUUAAUAUGUAUAAUGUACAUUAUCAAAAGGGCAUCAUAACACAUUUUACCCCUUGAAAAGGCGUUCAGAGGGCAUUUUAAGCUUAAAUUCACUGGAAGUGCAUUUAGACUUUUUUUUAUUUAAAGGAAGAACAUCCAGAGGACACUUGUUACAAUUUAUAUAUCAGAGGGGCAUCCAGAGGGCACUUUUCCAUGUAUUAUCCGACAAGAAGAAGAGCUUGUAAAUCUGUGUAAAGGCAAAAAAAAAGCACCGCAGAGGGCAUGUUAGACACUUUUAUUUACGUCAAGAGCAUUAGAGCCAGCACUUCCCCCUGCUUUGUUCAGACAUGAGGGCGCUAAGUUUGCCUCUGAUCAGGGAUGUGGUAAAUUGUAAUCCAAUUCAUGCUUGGAUUUUCAUGUGUUUUUGAAUUAAACGAACAUGCUCCAACUCUUAACUCUAUAACCAGGAUGAUACAUCCAUAAAAAACACUUUCUGGCUGUAUUGAUGAGCUGGAGCGCAGUGGUUUGGUUUCUGUGCUUACUGGACAGUCUGCAUCAGUCAUUCAAAUUUUCUUGCAGCCCCUCCAGUUUUAUUACAAUUAAGAUUUCAUAAAAAAAGAAGCCGUCUGUCAGUUUGUUUUUAUAGGAACGAAUCAUAACCUGAAUGAUUGUUAAGUCACUUUUUUUUUUUUUAAGUGGUGUGAAGUAAAAGAAUCAUUUCACAUUAUCACAUGUGCAUGGUGAAAUCUACGUUUUCUGCCAAUUACAUCACUGAUUUAAAGGUUCAUAUAUAUAUAUGUGUUUAAUGUUUUUAAAUCAGCAUUAUGCAGAAAUGACUGAAGUGUUGUAUUUGAUGAUGUUCUCAGGUCACUUUAUGUUCUUUAUCAUUUUCUUUUUACUUUCAGGUUGCAAAGUGGACCGGGGAUUUCUUCAACAAAGGCAUCUAUGACAUUCACAUCCAGCUGAGAGGAGUUCCUCUGCUGGAGUGGGAGACAGAGGUGGAGAUGGACAAGUAAGAUUACACAACCCUGAGCUCCCUGUAUGAGCUUUAAAACUGAUUUAUAACCUGCUUACGAGAAACGUAGAAAUAAGGAAUUUAAAAAAUGUGUAGUUUUUUUUUCUGAGAAAUCACAGACUGACACCAGCACUAGUACCUGAUAUUUCCUUAACCUUUCCAGGCUGACAGCCAGUGACAUCAUGGAGCCAAACCUGACCUACGUGUACCCCCACACCCGAGUCCAGUCCCUGGUUAGCAUCCUCCGCACCACUGUCUACCACGCCUUCCCUGUGGUCACUGAAAACCGACAGAACGAACGAGACUUCAUGAAGGGGAACAUCCUAGUCAGCAACAACAUCCGAUUCAAGGUUUGUCCUGUAAUGUCAAAUUUAAUAGGAGUUUAAGAUGGUCCCAGCUGACAGGAAGGAUCUGAUAGAUUUUAUUUUAAACCUCCUUUUCUUGUCGUCUUAACACAGUGCAAACAAAUCAUCCAGUACAUCUAAAGUAUAUAAACUAGAAAUAAAAAUUACACUGAAAAUUAAAAUCUCGAUUAUUUAAUUUUGUUUCAUUGUGUCUUCCAAUCUGAUUUUAGUUGAGACACUCCCUCAGGAUUUUUGUGUGCUCAGCAUUAUAACCAGCAGAUGGAGGUAGAGGCUUGAGUGCAGUGUCAGCAGACAUCUUAUUGCAAUCAGUUUUGGACAUAGAAGAUAAUCUGACAGACUAUUAAAAUAAAUAAUCUGUCAGUAAGUCUUUCACAAAAAAGGAAUUUACAAAACCUCUUCAACGGUUGUUUGCAGAAGUCCAGUGUAAUGACUCGGGCGGGGGAACAGCGGCGGCGCUGUCAGUCCAUGAAGUCGUACCCAUCCAGCGAGCUGAAGAAUGUUUGUGAUGAGCAGAACGCGGCUGCAGAGCCGGCAGAGGAGGGAGAGGACCUGCUGCAGCAGAUGCUGGAGAGGAGGUACGACACAAACACUGACAAAGCAAAUAAUGAUUCUAUGAUAGCCUCUUCUUGUACCGACCUGUGUGGUUGAAAGAGAUUAUUAGAAAUAAGAUUUGCUUUUUUAUUACUAAGAAUUUAAAUGCCUAUAUCUAAGUUGGAUUUUUUUUUGUGAGAAACGCCAAGUUGAUGGUCACUGUCUGCUGGUAAAGUUUGACAGAGAGAAGUAAGAUAGUUAGAAGGAGGAGUAUUUUCGGGGCUUUGACGUACUGUUUUGUCCUCAUGGCUGAUACUGGAUUAAGAUCAGCCAAAGACGUACAUUUCUGUCAAAGUCUAGUUUUCACUUGUGGUAAUAAAUCAGCGUUUAAGUUCAGUCAUUGUUAUGAUAGAGUUUAUAACUUAGCGCAGCUACACUGUACUUGUAUUAGGGUCAAAAGAAACAAGACAACAAUUGAGCAUUUUUGACUCCAAACACUGGUUAAUCAUGGCUGACUAUGUUUUUAAUGAAACCUCAGAGUUAGAUCCAAACUCAGAAAGUGAAGGAUAGUGGUGUAGUAUGUUUUAAAGACCAGUAGAGAGCAGCACUGACCUGCAAACAACAACAUAACACAAACAAUAGGGAUGACAACACACUGUUAUUUGGGGGUGAGAAAAUCUGUGUCUUCAUCGUCCACCUACAGACAUGCUCCGUAUCCAAACCUGUACCCGGAUCAGUCUCCCAGUGAGGAGUGGACCAUGGAGGAGCGCUUCAGACCCCUCACCUUCCACGGCCUCAUCCUACGCUCCCAACUGGUUAACCUGCUCAUCAGAGGGGUCUGCUAUUCUGAGAGCCAGUCGGUCUGUCGUAAACACACGCACACGCACGCACGCACGCACGCACGCACGCACGCACACACACACACACACACACACACACACACACACACACACACACACACACACACACACAAAUCUUUGUUCCUCUUUCAUUAUUAGGACCCUCGCUGAUGUUUUACAUUUACAAGCCAGCUUCAUUUUAUCUUUUUCAAAAACACACUUUUUCAAACAGGUUUUAAACUAAAUCAUCUUCACCUGGGGCUCAUGUUUUGUUUCAGCUACUUUCAUCUCUUAUUUUUGAUGUGAAUUUGGUAGUCAAUGUCUUAAACAGCCUGAAAGCACUUUAGGACAGACAAUAAACUUCUGUUAGUCAUCACACAGACACAAAUGCAAGUGCUAACAAAAUCAUUUUGUUCGUCUUACUUUGUGUCUUUACUGUCCGCUCUUUGUCCCAGAGUGCCACACAGCCGCGGUUAUCCUUCACAGAGAUGACAGAAGAUUACCCGCGAUACCCUGACAUCCAUGACUUGGACCUCGCCCUGCUUAACCCCCGCAUGAUAGUGGUACGACCUGUUUUCAGUAAAGAGGGAUUGACUCAGAAGCAUUUAUUAUAUGUGCCUUAAUUUUUGAAGAUAAGAUAAUAUCAGAGAAGAAGAACUGUAUUUAUCCAAGAGGGGAAAUUCAAUGAAAAGACAAUAAGAAACAUUUAAAUGCCAAAAAAGUCUCAGAUCCUGCAAACAUCCUCUACGUGCUUGUAACAUUGCAGUCCCUCUUUGUAAGUUUCAGGAGUAUUUGUAAAAAUGAAUCAGUGGUUGUGAGUUAAACAAUAUCAUUCAGAGUUUUAUAAAACAUCAUAUCUAGAUUAGAUAAAAGACUUGUGCUUCUUUUGCUCCCAGGAUGUCACCCCCUACAUGAACCCAUGUCCGUAUACAGUGUCACCAAAUACUCGCAUCUCCCAGGUGUUCAACCUUUUCAGAACUAUGGGCCUGAGACAUCUACCUGUGGUCAAUGCUGUAGGAGAAGUAAGUAGUCAUGGAAUAAAUGCAUUAUUACAAUCAUGAUUAUUUACUCUGCACAGGUGUACAGGUCACAACUCACAUUUUAAAUGACAAAUGAGAUAUGAAAAGUACAUCUUCAGUCUGUUUGCUCUUGUCAUCUUGGGCCAGAAAUGAAGAUUUCUGCAAGAGCAGGUCAAGACGUUUGACUGAGAAAAAGGCACAUUUUCUAGAAAAUAUCAAGACAAACUCACUUUUUCUUGCGCCUAGUUGAGUAAUCUCCAGCUCAACGUCAGUUAAAACUUGUUUAAGGCACUUCGAGGCGCACACACUUAUCAGACUUACAUGUUUUAUCCCCUUCAUAAAUGCAAUCUGUGGAUUUACAUAAAAAUGUGUCUGUAAUGUUUGAAUGCAACACAUUUUGGCUUAAAUCUGACUAAACUUAUGUUUCUGAUCUACUUUCUCUCCUCCAGAUUGUUGGAAUAAUCACAAGACAUAAUUUAACACACGAGUUCCUGGUGGCCAAACUGCGACAGCACUACAUCACCAUCUGACCAAACCUGACCCCACCUGUCCAACUCAGACUGUGUCCUAAGCCUUUGUCUUUGUCCUGCCCCGUCCCGUCCUGUCCCAUCAACAUGUAGGCAUUCCCAAACCAAACUGCACAUUAGUAACCACAAACACACACACACUCACAUGCACAAACACAUCCUUUGUGGUUCACUGUGGAUCACAGUUACCCACCAAGAGAAACCAGCAAGUCGUAUUUCACUCAAGAGUCAAACUGUCAGGCUUCAUGUGGUGAAGUUUCACCACUCAUACAUAUCCGUUAGUCUUUUUGAAACAUAUGUGAUAUUUUUAAAGUGUUACACAAGCUUACCUUUUAACAGUUGAUAAUCUAUACUACAGCUUGCCAGUAGGGGGAGCUCCAAAUGCUGUGGCUUCACUUUGAAGACCUGCUCCACUGUCCUGUCUUUUAACACACUAUAUAAUCAAAUGUAGCAGGAUAGCAUUGCAAAAACAAAGGAACAGUUGACAAAAUGUGCAAAUCAGUACACAGUUUAUAUUCAGUGCAUAUGGAUUUGUAUUGAGUGGGACAGAUUCAUAAUUAUCAUGGAACAAUAACAAAUGAAUUUAUGCACAACCUGUCUAAGGGUUUUUUAACACUUUGUUUUGUAACCAGUGUGUGCAGAUUUCAAAUCUAAACCAAAUCUGCACACACAGUUUACAAAUCUGUCUCCAGGAAUAACAAAUAUGUAUGCAUGAUUUAUAAAGUUUGCACAUGCUUUUGCAAACCUUGCACACAGACUAGCACAUGGUUCAGGAAAUGCGCCAUCUGUCUGUCUGUUUCGGCCUAAAUGCGAGUAAACAUCUAAAUUUCUGCUUGUUGGCUAUCUAAAAAUCAGUGUUAAACAGACACUGUAUUCAUCAUCUGCCCUAGAAACAGUCAGCUGCUUUUGUGUGCCUGCCCUCAGAAUCUACAUAGAUAAGUCUGUUUGUUUUACUGCCUCAUAUCAGAGGAAACUGUUGAUCUUAGUUUAACACCUGCAGCUAAACAGAUGACCUGAGUGAAAUACCACUUACAGAGGUUUCCAUUGGACCUUCAUGGCAGAAGUUUUGUUUGAUUUUUAACUAUGCUUUAUCAUUGUUGUCACUGUAGCACUUUUAUUUUUGAUCGUAUAUUUUUAUUUACUGUGUAAGUAACUGGAAUUAUCUGCACUAAAAGCAGGCUGAGGUCCCUCACAGCCUGCGAUUUAACUAAACCUCAGUAGUCGUUUAGUGCCCGUGUUUGUUCAGUCCACUUUCAUUAACGUUUUUAACUUUUGCAGCUGUUUGUAAAUACAUUAGCAUUGUUGAUUUGCACUUGUAAUAUGUAGAUUUAAUUCCACUGUCUUUCAGGCAGUUCAGUGUUAUUAUAAGCCCCGACUGAAAGGACUGUCCGUCUGACAGCCUCGACCAAGUUUCUGUUUUUUAUUCACUAUUUAGACACAGCUGCCAUUUUCUCCCAACCUCAUUAGCUCAGUGUCCAGGUCUCAGAUCUUUUAAAUAUCAAGAGUUUGACGAAUCACUAAAAUUUUACCAUUUUUUAUUUGUUCAGCAGCUAAAAGGACAGUGACUGGAUCAGAGGGACAUUUGGUCAUAUUUUAAACUAAAACAGCGUAUAAUCUUUGAGGAGGGUUGUAAUGUUCACAAAGUUGUGAGGGCUCGUUGAACUGUAAUUAUUUGAGGUCCUCUUGACAUUGGACCAAAAUACAAGUUUAACUACAUUUUUUUAGGGGAAAACCGACAAGGUACAGCAUUUGGCCACAUCCUAGCUAAUUUAUGCCUGUGAAUACACAGAAGCUAGACCUGGGAUGUAUCAAACAAAUAGUUAGGACAAGAAAUCGCUCCUAUUUUUUGUGAAACUCUCAUUAUGUUUGCUCCGGAAAGGCUGAGCGCUAAUAUAAACUAAUGCAAGAUUCUCAUUUGUUCUAGUUUUUGGUGCUUUUUAGCUGCUGAUCGGUCUUAAAGUGGUAAAAUAACUUUUUUGCCAGUAAUGUAAUAUGUAACCUUGAAUUCAAGGAUGCACCAUUCCCUCUUGGAUAGCAACAUUUAAGCUGAUAUCUGAGGAAAAUGGCAGCUGUUUGAAGUUACAGAGAAAUUUGAAGGACAUACAAAAAUCCUGUUUUUAGUCAAAUUCAUGUCUGAAAUAUUCCAUCUAGUCCUGAGCUGCAGGUUUUUAGCUGCACAUUAGAUCCACUCUAAUGAACUUAUUUUAGUGAAUCAUUCCUUAAAGGGACUGAAAAUGUGACUCAGAGCAAAUGCAAAGUAAAGGAGGUAAAGAGUGCUUUUAUUAAGACCACUGUAUGUCCGGUUUAUUGCUUAUGAGCAAAAUCGAUGGCACAUAUAUGUACAUCAAACAUUCCUGAUUUUGUUUCUUGUCUCUGCUUUAAGUUUUAUUUAAGAGAUUAUUUUUAUACAGUUUAUUUUGAUGAUUUUCUGCCUUUGCUGUGAAUAAAAAAGUCAUGCAGCUGCAUUUCAAAGGACCAAGGCUGUCCUGGAUGAUAUAAUUGUUCAUAGUCAUAAAGGCAUAUGCUUUUUACUUUAUUGAUUAAUGAUUGUUUUGAUGUUAUCCAUUUUAAAUACUUUGUACGGCACGUCAGGUGGUGUGCAGAUUACGAGAUUAAGGGAACAGUAGACCGUUCGUGUCCUACCAUGAAGCCGGACCUGGGACUGUUUGCCAAAUACUUUGUGUUUCUUAAGACAUACGUGAAGAUUUGGACAGGGCCCUGUGCUUGAUAGGGGAGUUUGUGAUUUCUACAGAUGUAGAAAACUGGCACAUUUGCUGCAGAACAAAAAAGCAGAGAGACCUCUGCGUCGUGCCUUUAUUGUUGUUGAGAUAAAUAAAGGUCUUUUGUUUUGUCAACCGCACAAAGUUCGACUGUUUUUCUUGAUUAUGAAAACUUAUAAAUGCUGGAAGGUUACAAAUG